UUCCCUUUCCAUUCUGUGAGCUGGACAGAACAGACCGCUGCUGGCUAGACUGGGCCUCCCUGUGGGCAGGCGCCAGGUCUGCAACAGCUCCCGCCGGCAGCGCCCAGGCGGAGCACAGAGCCGCGGAUCUUCCAGGCUGUUCCAUUUGCAAUUUCAUCCCACGUGUCCGCGGAGCCUCAGAAGUGUGUGUGGGAUCCAUCACAGGCAAGAGAGGCAAGGGGAAGGACACCGAGGGGAAGAGAUGCGGAAGGGAGGACCCAGCUGGACCAGUGCGGUUGAAACACGAAGACCCUGCGCCUGAGGCGCGCACCUGGCCUGCGGUGGGGCGGGGCUCGCGGACCCACCCCCCGCGGACACGCGCGGCAGGUGCACGCGUCGGGGGUCCCGCCCCGCCGCCCCCUCCCCGCCGCCAGGCGCGCGCGGCAUUGUGGGAGUUGUGGUCCUCGGGGCCGCGGAGCGCAGCGCGGGCAGCACCGGCUCGGCGGGGCUCGCGGCUCGGGCCGGGCGGCUGCUGCGGGCGCGGCAGGGGGCGGCCGCGUCCCUGGGGCAGUGGCGUCGCCCGGCUCCCCGCAGCCGCCCGCGCAGGUUAGCUCUGAGCUUGAAUGUUCCUCCGUGGGUGCAGGAACAGCCAGCCUCCUGGGGCUCUAAGUGACUGGCAGCUCCCUGUUCACUCUCUCAGCACUGGAUUGGAUCUCUUGAAGAGGUUUGGACACCAUGAAGAUCCUUUCAUGGUGGCUGACUGACUGCAUUUGCUAAUGGGAUAUAAGGCAGCACCCUCUGCCCAACUUCAGUGACUUUUGCUGGUGGGCCUCGUCAGCAGGCCUCACCAUUCAUCAAUGGCGCCCUUGGCAGGAACUGAGGGACAGUGGCAGCCAUGCCUCCCCCUGCUCCAGCUACUCCUUCCACCUUCUGCUAACCUGGAUGUUGUGGGUACCCUGGCGACCCCCAGAGGACUGAUCGUUUGAGCCAGCUUCCACCCAAGCGCUGAGUUCCUCAAGAUGUGGCUGGAGGGGCUGGUGGUCUGGAGCUGGUCUCUGGAUGGCCUGAGGGACUGUAUUGCCACCGGCAUCCAGUCUGUACGGGACUGUGACAGCACAGCCGUUGUCACUGUGGUCUGCCUGCUGGUCAUGUUUGUGUGGUACUGUUACCAUGUGGGCCGAGAACAGCCCCGACCCUAUGUGUCUGUCAACUCCCUCCUGCAGGGAGUGGAUGCCAAUGGGCUACAGAAUGGGUCCAUGUACUGCCAGUCCCCCGAGUGCGUGCGCUGCAUGCACCACGAUGGUCUCAACCAGAAGCUUUACCACAACCUGCAGGAAUAUGCCAAGCGGUACUCAUGGUCCGGUAUGGGCCGCAUCCACAAGGGCAUCCGGGAGCAGGGCCGCUACCUCAGCAGCCAGCCCUCCAUCCAGAAGCCUGAGGUCUUCUUCCUGCCUGAUCUCCCCACUACGCCCUACUUCUCCCGGGAUGCCCAGAAGCACGAUGUGGAGCUGUUGGAGCGGAACUUCCAGGCCAUCCUCUGCGAGUUUGAGACACUCUACAAGGCCUUCUCUAAUUGUAGCCUCCCACAGGGGUGGAAAGCGAACAGUACCCCCAGUGGGGAGUGGUUCACCUUUGACUUUGUCAACCAGGGAGUUUGUGUCCCCAGGAACUGCAGGAAGUGCCCACGGACGUACCGCUUGCUUGGCAGCCUCCGGACCUGUAUUGGAAACAAUGUUUUCGGGAAUGCCUGCAUCUCGGUGCUGAGUCCUGGGACUGUGAUCACGGAGCACUAUGGACCCACCAACAUCCGCAUCCGGUGCCACCUAGGUCUGAAGACUCCCAAUGGCUGUGAGCUGGUGGUGGGGGGUGAGCCCCAGUGCUGGGCGGAAGGUCGCUGCCUGCUCUUCGACGACUCUUUCCUGCACACUGCAUUCCAUGAAGGUUCCGCUGAGGAUGGCCCACGGGCGGUCUUCAUGGUGGAUCUCUGGCACCCCAACGUGGCAGCUGCCGAACGGCAGGCCCUGGAUUUCAUCUUUGCUCCAGGACGAUGAGGACGUUGCCUGGGCUGGAGCCAGGCUGAGUGGGGCCCAGGUGUACUGUGGGACAGCCCAGUCCCUGCCGUGGUCCAUACUGGAAGCGUGAGUGGCCUCCUGUCCCCAUGAGAGCCCUCUUUCCUUUGGUUACUGGGAACUUCUUAGGUUUCUUUCCCCUUCCAGUUAUCUACUGGGACUUCUGGCCUAUUAGUGUGUCCCUUUGGCUGUGACCAGAGACUCUGUACCCCUCAAGUCUGUGACUUUGCUACAUGAUGUCUUCUCUGUGUUCUGGAAUAGAGUAACCAAA
Microtus oregoni (creeping vole) is the source of this 2319-nucleotide messenger RNA. It is a transcript of the gene Asphd2, whose product is annotated as aspartate beta-hydroxylase domain containing 2. The coding region runs from base 999 to 2030 and encodes 343 amino acids. The transcript has 5 exons. Lineage: Eukaryota; Metazoa; Chordata; Mammalia; Rodentia; Cricetidae. The record is from RefSeq and is a predicted model, not a curated record.